This is a messenger RNA of Chelmon rostratus (copperband butterflyfish), 2847 nucleotides long. RefSeq names its product GRIP and coiled-coil domain containing 1 (gene gcc1). The coding region runs from base 250 to 2553 and encodes 767 amino acids. The record is from RefSeq and is a predicted model, not a curated record. The transcript has 4 exons. NCBI's taxonomy places the organism in Eukaryota, Metazoa, Chordata, Actinopteri, Chaetodontiformes, Chaetodontidae. Gene Ontology annotation, cellular component: Golgi apparatus.
ACAUGGCGGCUGUUAGCUGAUAGCCAGCAGCUCUUCAGAUUAAACUCUGAGUUUACAUUCAUAUUCAUUCAGUUAAUCAGAUUGAAGACAUUAUCUGUUUGUUUUCAGCGUGUUACAACCUGCAGUUUGUGCUAUUUAUCAGGUUUGGUCCCACUUGAACCAGUUCUUGUCCUGCCGUGGUGAUGGAUCCAGUCUGACCUGACCUGACACACCUUCAGUCCGAUCCGACUCGAGUAGACCCCCGGAGUCAUGGAGAAGUUCGGGAUGAGUUUCGGGGCUGGUCCGAGCAGGAAGGAUUUGCUGGACACCGUCGAGUCCCAGAAGAAGCAGCUGGUCCAGUACCAGUCCCGCUUCAAGGACGUGGUCCAGGCCUAUAAGAGUCUUCUGAAGGAGAAGGAGGCUCUGGAGGCCAGUCUGAAGGUCCUGACGGCAAACCAGGAGGUGGACCUGAACCAGCAGGGCCAGGACGCCCCCACCACCUCAGAACUCCCCGAGGAUGGCUGUUCUCUGCACAGCGAGGACAGCGUGGACACUGCUGCAUCUGUGGACACGCCCAAUGAGACCACCAGAGGGGACCAGAGUGAGGAGGACCAGGGGGAACCCGAGGGAAAAUCCACAACGCCCCCGAGGUCCGAACCCGAUGCCAGCGGCUCAGAUAGCAGCGUCGUGGGGGCGGAGCAGCAGCAGCAACAGUCUACGCCGCCUUCCAGCCUGGAGGCGGACCGCCGAGUCGCCCAGCUGAAGAGCCAGCUGGGCACGCUCACCAGCGCCCUGGCCACAGUGACGCAGGAGAAGUCUCGGAUGGAGGCGAGUUUCCAGGCCGACAAGCGUCAGCUGAAGCAGGAGGUGGAGGAGCUGCAGGACCGCCUCGCCGCCGCAACGACGCAACAGGAGGCGGAGCUGCACGCCCUGCAGCUGCAGCUGGCCGAGAGCCGCGCUCGCAUCAUCACGCAGCAGCACGAGAGGGAGCAGGAGCAGGGAGACCAUGUCCAGCAGCUGCGAGAGCUGCAGAGGAUCCUGCAGCAGGAGAGAGACCUGCGACAGGACGCGGAGCUUCACCUGCAGGACACCACCGCCACACUCCUCAUGACAUCACAGGCCGUGGACCGGGGGGCGGAGUCCGAGGCUCACCUGAACAAGGUGAGGGAGGAGAGAGACGAGCUGAGGAGGAGGCUGCAGGCCGCCAAGGAGGACCAGAAGAAGCCAGAUCCCAGAGUGGACGAACUGCAGCGAGAGCUGCUGGAGCUGAAAAACCACUUCCAGCAGCAGAUCCACCUCGAGACAAGGAAGGUGUGUGAUGCAGAGGAGCGCGCUCGUGAGCGUGCACAGGCCGCAGAGCUGAGGGUCGCAGGUCUGGAGCAGAGAGUCUCUGAACUGUCGGAGCUGCUGGGCUCCUGCGAGAAGACGAGGCAGAAAGACCAGCAGACGGCUCAGAGACUCAGAGACCGGAUCCUGCAGCUCGACACAGAGAACAAGACGCUCGCCAUCGCCGCCUCCAGCAGGACGACCUCUGACCUCAGUCUGGACGAGUCGCAGCUGGACGUCGGCGCGCUAAAGCUGAAGCUGGAGAAAGUGAAGAAGCUGCUGCUGCUAGCAGCUCAGAGGAACCCGGACGAGGCCGUCCAGAACCUGGCGGAGACCGAGGCGGAGCCGGGCGGAGACAAACGCUCGGUGCUGUUCUACCAGCAGGAGCUGCGGCAGCUUAAGGACGAGUUCGAGCGCUACAAAGUGCGAGCGCAGGUGGUGCUAAAGAACAAGAACGCCAAAGACGGCAGCCAGGUGAAGGAGCUCGAGGAAGUCCGGGAUCAGCUGUCGGAGCUGAAAGAGAAGUACAUCAAUCUGCGGAUCCAGAGCGACGAGGCGGAGGCCCGACGCCGCCGUGACCUGGAGGAGUGGCAGCAGCAGGCGGCGGCGCUGCAGCAGUCUCACAGACAGGAAGUAGAGCGCGUGGAGGCGCUGCACCACGACAACUUGUUGCGACUGGAGGCGGAGCUGCACAAACAGAGAGAGAGGACCAUGGCGCUGCUGGACGAGAAGGACCAGGAGCUGGAGAGGCUGCGCGCCACCGCGCUGAGCCGCAGCAACGACACCGACAAGAUGGCCGACGACGAGCAGGAGCCCCCGGAGAGCGAGGGUGACGUCGUCAGCCAGGCCCUGCGCCGCGCAAUGCCCAACGAGCCCACGCUGCUGCUGUACGCCGAGCAGCUAGCCAGGAAGGAGGUGGAGGCGGGCGGACUGCGGCGGCAGAAACACCGGCUGGAGGACGACGUUCACCAGCUGCAGGCGAGGCUCAUCGCUAACGGAGAGCGACACGACGAGGAGGUGUCCCAGCUGCGAGGACAACUCGACAAACUGAUCAGAGAUCAGAGCAGAGAGGGCGCUAACAUGGAGUACCUGAAGAACGUCAUCUACAAGUUCCUGACGCUGCAGGACGCCAGCGGGAGGCAGCAGACGCUCACCGCCAUCCUGACCAUCCUGCACUUCAGCCCGCAAGAGAAACACAGCGUUAUGAGGCAGCAGGGCGCCACCUGGUGGACGGCCAGCAAGAGAUAAUGAAACACCUGAAGACAGACAUGAAGAGAGAUAUAAUGAUGGAGACUGCAUGUCUCACUUCCUGAUGAUCAUCUGAUAUUUAAAUUGAUAUAAAACCAAAUGACAGUGACUCACUGAGCUGAACUCUGAACUGUGAGCACAUAUAUAUAAAUAUAUAUAUAAAUAUAUAUAUAUAUGAAGAAAUAUGAGCAUACGAGUGUCACUGUGAGUGAAGAACACUUUGGUUAACGCAGCUCUUCAUAUCACUGAUUUGUAUAUUUUUGAAUCUGUCAAAAUUAAACUAUUUUUCCUGCU